Cyphellophora europaea CBS 101466 is the source of this 1041-nucleotide messenger RNA. RefSeq lists its product as uncharacterized. NCBI's taxonomy places the organism in Eukaryota, Fungi, Ascomycota, Eurotiomycetes, Chaetothyriales, Cyphellophoraceae. The transcript is spliced from 2 exons. The record is from RefSeq and is a predicted model, not a curated record. Bases 1 to 1041 code for a protein of 346 amino acids.
AUGGCGAAAGAUAAUAAGCGAAAACGAUCCGAUACAAACGGGACCACCUCCUCAGGACCCGACACUUCCAAGCCCACCGCUGUGUUUACGCCCAGUGGCCCUCGCUCCACCACUCUUACUGUUGCUCUUCCUGGGAGCAUCAUCGCAAACGCCAAAUCGCACGACCAGAAGACCUACCUUGCCGGCACGCUCGCCCGCGCCUUCGCCGUCUUCUGUGUCGACGAGGUCGUGGUCUUCGAUGACCAGCCCGCCUCCGCCUCAUCUCGCUCCCGUCGCGGGAACGACAAUGAAGGUUAUACGGCACUAUCUGACCCAAGUCAUUUCUUGAUUCAUCUGCUGAGCUUCCUGGAGACGCCGCCACAUCUGAGGAAGACGCUGUUUCCUAUGCACGACAACCUAAGGACGGCAGGCACGUUACCCAGUUUGGACAUGCCGCAUCACCUGCGGUCGAACGAGUGGUGCCCCUACCGCGAGGGCGUCACGACUACGAAGUCUAAGGCAGGGACGAACGUGGAUGUCGGACUUGGUGACGACUAUCUCCUGCCUGGCGUGGAGAUUCCCGCGAAGACGCGAGUCACGGUGCGCUUGCCCGAGGACGAUAGCGUCGAAGCCGAAGCGGUGGCUCCAAGCACACCCAGGGAAGUGGAUGGAUUCUACUGGGGCUACACCAUCCGAAGAGCAACAUCGUUGUCUGCAGUCUUUACUGAGUGUCCAUUCGAUGGUGGCUAUGAUAUCAGCUUCGGGACCUCUGAACGCGGAAGAUCUGUCUCGUCGCUUACGCCAUCAGAUGUGCCCGAAUACCAACAUUUACUGCUGCUCUUUGGCGGCGUGGCCGGUCUAGAGACGGCGGCACGAAACGAUACAGACUUGAAGGAGAGGGGCAUCACCGGCGCCAAUGUCAGCGAGUUGUUCGAUUUCUGGGUCAAUCUGGUUCCAGGACAGGGCAGCCGAACGAUCCGCACGGAAGAGGCGGUCUGGUGCGGCUUAAUGGGCCUGAAAGGGAUUGUGGACGAGCGACGAGCAUCCGAAGCAGAUGUUUGA